ACCACCUUCGCUUUUAUUUUCCUCCUAGAACGACAAACCUGCUUUUGACAAAAAUGGAAACAGAAAACGCGAAAGAAACCGGAGAAAUCGAAGCAUCGAAUGAGGCUAAAUCCGAUCCUGGCUCCCCCCCGAACCCGAGAACCGUUAAGACGAAAGUGCCCGAAGUAGAGAUCCGAUUGUAUCGACGAGGCAAGGGUCCGAUCGACGUGUUCAGGUCGAGCUUGGGAGGAUGGGACCAGGACCAACUGGAGGUCCGAGAUAUACUCGAGAAAUACGGGUUCAAAUCGAUUUACGCUUACAAUACUGAGUCGGGUCGUGGCGUCCCAAUCCGAUUUCAUCCGAGAAAUGGAAGGUCUAUUAUUGGAUACAAGGACGGUUCGGUGGUUUACAUUGACGGCGAACCAAAAGAUUCUUUGAUCAAACCUAUAACCAAGAUCUUGGUAGGAGUAGCAGUUAUAACGCUUUUGAUAGCUCUGGUAGUGAAGGAUACUCCUGAAUGGAUCAAGAAAUUAAACAUUUUGGGUGGAGAUUUCCCUCCUUGGGUCCUCGCUUGCAUUGUUAUCGUUUUUACACGCAUGAGGAAGAGAACGAAGGAUUUCUUGAAGAAGCUUGGUUGGUGAACAGAGAUGCUCAAGAGGCAUUUUGUUUAGGCCUGAUAAGAGGCUGGUAAUGAUGAAAUCUUGUGCUUCCCCCCUCCAUUUUUGUUUCUAUGCCUAGAAUAAUCUGUUGAUGUUCGUGGAACACUUCCACACAUAUAUCAUAAAUCAAAAUAGCGCAAGAAGUCACAAAAUGUGUUAAAUUGUGAUGAAACUCAGAUUAAUCUGUAAGAUUUUGAAGUGAAGGGAAUUCAGUGACAAGCUAUUUAAGUUUGCUAUCAGGAUAUAUCUUUCUUAUUAAAACAGUGUACCACCAUUAUUAUGCUAUAUGCUGGAAGUAAAUAUGUUCUAAGUAUUUCUGAUGCUAGACAUG
Messenger RNA from Durio zibethinus, 969 nucleotides. Its product is annotated as WD repeat protein. Lineage: Eukaryota; Viridiplantae; Streptophyta; Magnoliopsida; Malvales; Malvaceae. The record is from RefSeq and is a predicted model, not a curated record.